AUGGAUCCCUGGGCCCCUCAAACCCCGGCACCCUUGCCUGCCCUCACUGCCAAGCAACAACGGGUAGUCGAUGCAGCUGUGAAGGCUCAAACCAGUCAUUUCGAAUCUAUUGUGGCCCAGCUCACCAAAAAGAUCAAACCCCAGGCAGCAAGUUCCAGCAACCGCGGCAAUCCCUCCAACGUGACCCCUAAACGAGCAGCUCGCGCGGCCUCGGCUCCCCCUGAAGUUGGCAAACCAAAGACCUCCAAGAAAUCAAAGUCAAUCCGUCAAGUAGCAAAACCUCCAUCCGCUAAACGCCACCCUCAACAAAUGCAGGGUGCCGAUUUUCCUGCAGAGUUUACCUCUACAAAGAAUGCCCUUUACGUCCACACCAAGAUACUCUGGGGUCUAUUGACUCAGGACUCAGUCCCAGUAGCCCCUGAGUUAUCCGACCUCCAAGAGUUUUACAGCAAGUUCUCAAACAAUGACGAGGUCAAGCAAGCGGCACGCACUUCCACAUCACCCGCGCUCAUCAACGACAGUGAGGUACAGUUGUUCAAACAUGCUACCGCGGGCUCAAUCAAAUACGGCAGAUCGGUCAUUCAUCUUGGCUCCAAUAACAUUUGUUACGUGCAAGGUCUCAUGGUUCGUCUUGGGUUGCGCACUUGGCGCCCUAAUCUUGAGGAGGAUUCUGCUUCGCUUUACAACGCGGCCCACCGGAUUGCUGCAAUCACUUCUUUUCAAGAGCUUGUUGCUGGACAAGCUUACAACUACAUGAAUGUCGACCCCAGAAUGGCAUCUGAUACAGCGCUCUUAAUACAAGCCUACAACCACUUUGUUCACUUCGUCCAACACUCGAAAUAUCAAAAGGAGAAGAAGCAAGCGGGGAAGAAUGCUCAAGAUGCUACCCACAAGAGAAUCUCGAAAAAUCGUGAAAGAUUGCGUGAUGCACAAAAGGAGUUUGCAAUCCUUAAUAAGUUUCCCAGGCGAUACGUGGAUAUCCUUUUGCAAAUUGGGGCUCACAGCGACGACGAGUUUGACGAACAAAGGAACGUCUACAAGAUCAAGACGCUUGGUUAUCGCUCAAAAAAUGCCAGCAAGUUUUUUCGAGCUUUGGACAUUGUCAUGAAGAAGGCGGCCCAACAAGAUCCAUCAUCCAACCGAAAAAGACGAGUCCGGAUGUUACCCCGACAACCCAUGCCGUCAGCCUUCAGCACAGCCCCAAAGCAUUUACCCAUUGACUUCUAUUCCCCGUCUUGGUACCGCAACCUAGUACCAGCCCAAAAAAAGACUAUCCCAAAUGCUGAUGUAGUUGCAUUUCUUCCGGAUGCGAGUCAAUCCCUUCAACCAAAAAAUCAACGGCACCCAGACGAGAAGCUUACCGACUCCUCUUUCACUCGCAAGUAUUGGGACAUACUUGUUGAGCCAUAUGGUCUCUUGGAAGACAGCUCAGACGAUGAUCUGGACAGUGCGGAUGACUUGCAAGAGGGAAAGAAGAGGGCCACCAAAAACGAUUCCAAAGACAAAGGGCACGACUUGGACGCCGAAAGCCCUGACGAGUCUUCAGACGAGUACUUUGAGGAGGGAGAUGCUGGCGACUUGUAUGAUGAUUUUGUGGUCAAUGACAAGGAGACUGGCGAUGAAGAGGAAUACAAUGGGGAUGGAGUUGGAGGAGAAGAUGAUGAAGACGAAGAGCUUGACAGUGACGAAAAUGCGGAAGACGUGCACAUGAACGACAACUGUGGUGUCAAUGCAAAAACACUUGCAAUGAUGGAAGAAGAAGAGGACGGCUGGUGA
Puccinia triticina is the source of this 1776-nucleotide messenger RNA. RefSeq lists its product as uncharacterized. NCBI's taxonomy places the organism in Eukaryota, Fungi, Basidiomycota, Pucciniomycetes, Pucciniales, Pucciniaceae. The record is from RefSeq and is a predicted model, not a curated record. The transcript has 4 exons. The coding region runs from base 1 to 1776 and encodes 591 amino acids.